AUGUGUCAUGACUGGUCGGUUUUCGGCAUGGAUACGUUCACGGGGCAUCAGUCUUACCAAAACAAUGUAGCACCUGCUAACGUCUUGCCUUCAAGCGCCGUAACAGCAUUCUCGCUUGUUCCUGUCUUUGACGGCCUCUGGAAUAUCAAUCUCAUUUGUUCAGGCAGAGAAAAGAGGCUUGCUCGUUACACAGCGGGCUGCCAUGUCAGGCCGUCCUUGCAGCAUGCCGACAGAGACACGGCUUGCUGCUGCAUGUCUCAUUACACAGCUACCAUACUGCCCAAUCCGGUAGUUGUAUUGUGCCUGUUGACGAGCUGGGUGUGGCGGGUUGUGCAUGUCUUCAACACCAUGCAGCUUGCCUAUCACUGCCAACAUAGGAGCACAAUGGUGGAUUGUUGGCACCAUGUAUCGUCAGCCAACUACUGUACUGUACUCUGUGCUGACUGUAUAUUUGCUGUGGCAGGCCAUGAACAAAACAAACGCGACGUUGUUCGUGCUGAUUCCUUGGGCUGCGCCAUGGUGAGCUGUGCCAAAACAGUUUUGAUGCAAGGGCAGAAACGGUGGCUUUGUGGUGACUCGCAUGGCUUUUCUGGCUGA
Pochonia chlamydosporia 170 is the source of this 597-nucleotide messenger RNA. RefSeq lists its product as hypothetical. The record is from RefSeq and is a predicted model, not a curated record. The coding region runs from base 1 to 597 and encodes 198 amino acids. Lineage: Eukaryota; Fungi; Ascomycota; Sordariomycetes; Hypocreales; Clavicipitaceae. The transcript has a single exon.